Messenger RNA from Entrophospora sp. SA101, 711 nucleotides. The record is from the annotation of a GenBank genome assembly. Lineage: Eukaryota; Fungi; Glomeromycota; Glomeromycetes; Entrophosporales; Entrophosporaceae.
AUGUCAGGAGUUGAUAUUGGUGAAUGGGAGUUUUCUGUAAGAGCUGUAGUGACCAAGACUAUUGGUGAUAGAUGCCAUUCCACUCGAAUAAAUCAAUCAAUUUUAAAUGGAUUACUAAAAUAUAAUUUCAAUGAUGAACAAGUUAGAGACAUCCAAGUGCCUUUUUUGCAGUUUGGUGGCACAAGUGGACAAUUGUUAAUUGAAGAUCUGGAUAUGUGUAAAAAAACGUGCAAGACUAUAGAAAAUCUAGAAACAACACAUCAUGACUUUGAUGAUAUUUUUAGUGAAGAUGAUGAUAUAGUUGAUACAGCCAAACCUACUCAUUGUUUUACAUCAGGAGGCACUGAUAAAGAUGCUUAUGCUAUUUGUAAAUUUAUAAUUGAUGAUCGUCAGAUAGCUUUAGCACAAUCAUUUGCCAAAAAUAUGGGACUUUAUGGAGAAUGUGCUGGUGCAUUUUCAAUUAUUUCUGAAAGUUCAAAAGAAAAGGCAGCAAUUGAUUCACAACUUAAAAUACUAAUUAGGGUCAUGUAUUCUAAUCCACCAAUAAAUGGUGCAAGAAUUGCAAGUUAUGUACUGAAUGAUCCUGAACUAAAUAAAGAAUGGUUAGAAGAAGAAAAAUUAUGGCAAAUCGAAUUAUUACUAUGUGUGAUGUUGAUGACUUUCACUGAUCAAAUUGGAAUGUUUUGUUACACUGGAUUAAAACCUGAGCAG